GUGUGUACAGACCCUCGCAAGCACACGCGUAUAUAAACAACAGUAAGAGUGUUUGUAUGUACAUAAACGAAUACAAAUUAGAAAUAAUGCACUGCUACUAGCUGUGUUUAAAAACGAUAGACGCAGACAGCAGUUGUUCAUAUUUUCGGUGUUAUCAUUUGUGUCCUGGGACGGCUCUAAGUAUUAACAUCAUUUACCAACUAAAGAAGGUUUUUAACAAUGACUUCAGCGACUUACAUAACUUUAAUAUGCCUAGCCUUUGUAGGAGCAGCUACAGCAGGCAGCGGUUGGUCAUAUACCGAUGUGACAAGCUGGUCAAAGGAUAAUCCGAACUGCGCAAAAAAGUCUCAGUCACCAAUCGACAUUAAAAUUGACAGCGUUGAAGAUGUAGACUUCGAGCCAUUUGUCUUCACGAAGUAUAAUAAAUAUAGCAGCGCUAACUUGACAAAUAAUGGACAUACUGUACAAUUAGAUGUUAAAGGACUUAUUUUAUCUGGAGGUAAUCUGACAGAAAAUUACGAAACUCUCCAAUUACAUUUCCAUUGGUCUGCAAAUAACGCAAUGAAAGGAUCGGAACACGCUGUUGAUAGCAAGUAUUACCCACUAGAAGUAAGCUAAGUAAAAGUUUUAUUU
Molecule: messenger RNA, 633 nt
Organism: Octopus bimaculoides (California two-spot octopus)
Lineage: Eukaryota; Metazoa; Mollusca; Cephalopoda; Octopoda; Octopodidae
Product: carbonic anhydrase 2
Cellular component (GO): plasma membrane
Molecular function (GO): carbonate dehydratase activity; zinc ion binding
Source: RefSeq, a predicted model, not a curated record